This is a messenger RNA of Cryptotermes secundus, 1580 nucleotides long. RefSeq names its product ataxin-1-like (gene Atx-1). Gene Ontology annotation, molecular function: protein binding; RNA binding. The transcript has 3 exons. The record is from RefSeq and is a predicted model, not a curated record. NCBI's taxonomy places the organism in Eukaryota, Metazoa, Arthropoda, Insecta, Blattodea, Kalotermitidae. Gene Ontology annotation, biological process: regulation of DNA-templated transcription. The coding region runs from base 80 to 1063 and encodes 327 amino acids.
UCUGUGCGCGGCGGCAGCUGUAGUAGUAGUAGUCGUAGUAGUGACGUCUCUGAGAGAUGCUGUCUGUCAAGGCAAGCCCAUGAUUUCCGCUAGCGUGGUUGUGGAAGGUGGCGCUGGGGUGGCUCCGGCCUCUGGCAGACCAAUGACUUUCGUCGAGCCCUUCCUGCUAAGCAACAAGACUUCUCCGCCGGAGUUCCUGCGCCCUCUGCCCAAAGCAGCACCCCUCGUGUCCCCACGCUACAACGGGUCAGCCCCGCCACUGAACGGAUGUCGGGUGCCCCCUGGCCGCAAGUUUCCGCCUCAACCUGACGCGGCUGCAGUGAACUUUGUCAGCAAGGAGGAAGAGGACUCUCCAUAUCGAGGGUUGUACCCACCGCCUCCUAGCUACCACUACCCUGGGGGGCCGUACGGGGCACUAUAUCCCGGACAUUACACCCCGCUGCUGCCCCCCUACAGCCCCUUACAGCCGUCUUGCAGCCCCCCUGUGAAACCUGGCCAGUCACUACUACGUCCCGGAAAGGAAGGGUCCCUGAAACACCGGAUCCUGACACGACCUCCUGACCCUCCGAAACGGCACACGGUAGCCCCCCACAACACGAACUUUACCAAAGGGUCCCUGAUACAGCUGGCCAGCGGUGAACUGCGGCGCGUAGAGGACAUGCGCACUGAGGACUUCGUGAGUUCGGCGGAGAAGAGCCCGGCGCUACGGUUGGACCCUAGCACCGUGGUGCGGAUACAGGAGGGGUCCGGGGGCACGGCCCGACUCACCCUGAGCUACGGCGAACACAGUACUCAGGUGGAGUUUGAGUCAGCGCUGGAGCACCCAUUCUUCGUGUUUGACCAGGGGUGGGCAUCUUGCUACCCACAGCGGACACUUCAGUGCUAUGGACUCAAAUGUCACCAGCUGCAAGUGGGUGAUGUGUGUAUAUCCCUGACACCCCGGACUAAGAACACCAAAAGAGCAGAGAACCCCCGUAAGCGACGGUGGUCUGCCCCUGACCAGUUUUGUAAUGAUGAGGAUGUGCUGCCGGCAUCAGUUUCCAUGAAGAGAAAAAAGUACUGAGUGUUGCAACACUACCUCAGUGUGUGUUCCUAUAUAAUGUACUGUGUCACUGUGCAGGGAAAUGAAUACUUUGAAGUGUGUGUGUGUGUGUGUGUGUGUGUGGAAGGAAGUCCAUUGGUGGUUCAACUUGUUGAGGCUGAGACUUGCUAAUGAGUCACUGUUAUGGAAUGACACAUUGGUAAGUUGCUCUUAUUCCUGGUCUGCAGACUCUGUGACUUGCUAAUGAGUCAUUCUUCCCUAAGAAGUUACAAAAUGACAAAUUGGUGAGUCUCUUAGUCUCCAGGCCUACAUACGCUGUGGAAUGACAUAUGUAUUAUUUGUUCUGCCCCAGACCCGUGGGUUAUGCUACUCAUGGGGGAAUUGCUUUGCUCUCUGUACAGGUUUAGUUAGAUCCACCUGUGAUCCACACUGGUAUGAAUAUUGUUUUCAAAAUCAAUAAUAUCGAUGAUAUUUGAACAAAACAUAUAUUUAUAGCUGUGCAUUACCUGUAUUAAAAAAGAAAAACUUGUCUUACUGA